This is a messenger RNA of Ambispora gerdemannii, 402 nucleotides long. NCBI's taxonomy places the organism in Eukaryota, Fungi, Glomeromycota, Glomeromycetes, Archaeosporales, Ambisporaceae. The record is from the annotation of a GenBank genome assembly.
AUGGCUUCCACCACAGCAAGACCAAUACCACGUACUCAAGACCUCCCACCAGAAGGUGGUUUCCCGUCAAUAAGAUAUAAACGUAAUAUCCCGAAAAAAGGGCCGUCUGGGUUGACUUUAGUUCUUGGUAUUACUGCUAUUUCUGCAUAUGGGUUUUAUAGGUAUUUCCAAGGGAAAAAUGAAAGGCAUGAGUUAGAACGGGAAAAUAUGUGGUCACGUAUCCAUCUCGUCCCACUACUUCAAGCAGAACAUGAUCGCGACACUUAUCGAAGAGAACAGGCUGCAAUAAAACGCGAGGCAGAGAUCAUGAAAGAUGUACCUGGGUGGAAACCGGGCGAAAGUGUGUACCAUACGAAACGAUAUAUCCCAACGAGUAUUUGGGUUAUUCCUGAAAAAGAUUAA